AUGGUGUCUACUCUAUUCAACAUACCAAGCAGAGUUAUUCGAGACAAUCUCAACGAAAUGGAUCCAUUGAAAUUAUUUUCCCUGUCCCUUGAAUCUCUAGAAUCCUCAAGGGACAUAAAGUACUAUGGACCAAAAAACCUACUCCUGGAUAUCUGUUCAGAUGGAGAAGUUGGCCUAUUCGAGAUCACCGCAAAAGAUGGGACAUUUCCAAUUCACAUACUCCAAAAGAAAUCAGCCAACACUUUAGAAAUCAACACCUACAGUAUCCUGGAGGCUACUGUAGACAUUCAUUUCGACUCUAAAUUCGUGUCAGUUUUUUGUGACAAUUUGAGGAUUGGAAUGAGAGUGGUGUUGCUGCAUUUGAAGGAGAUUUUCGGAUGCAGAGUUGGGAUUUGCAAGUUGGAGAACUUUUGGAGAGAUUAUAAGGAUGUUGGGGACGAUUUGGGUUCGGAAGAGCUCAAUUUGGAAGGGAUUGAGGAGCCAAAAAUUGAAAAAAUCUGUGCAAAUAAGGUCUACAGUAUCCUUCCAUUCAAAAAGCCAAGCCGCCAAGGAGUUAACUUAGAAUCCAUUAAGAAGCUAGAGGAUCUUCUGAAUUAUCCAAGUAUCCAAAAAUCCAGAUUCCCACUUCUCCAACUUCCAGGCCUGGAUCUGGAGAACGUUUUCAAGGAAAUGGAAGUCAUGGAUUUAAUCUCCCUCUCCAUGACCUCCAAGAAAUUGCAACGACUGAUAAGCCAGACCUCUGCCUCGAUGGAUCCCAUUGCUCAUCUCGAAGUCUACGCCUAUGAGAAAGUGUCCCAUGUGGAAAUCCACACCUCCAACGACGUCAUAAAGAUUCACAGCCUUCAGAAGGACCCGAAAUCCCUUAAAGGAAUUUUUGAUGUGGAGGAUUACUGUAUCAAUGGAACCAAAGUUCCAACUCAUAUCGAUUCUAAAUUUAUGACAACCUUCUGGAGAGAUCAUAUCCAAGGAAUGGGGAUUAUUGUACAGUACCUAAUGGACCUUCUGGAUUGCAAGGUACAAAAAUUGGAUAUUGAAUAUAUGGAGGAGGAAAAGAAGUCCCUUUUGGUGGAUGUGAUAGCUGAUAAGCAAUCAGAAAUCGAGGAAUUGAUUGGAUCCAAUGAUAGAAGGCUGAGAAUCAAGAAGAGUUCGGCAAGGGCUUGUGAGGUGGGUAUCAAUAGAGCGAAUUUGCAAUUAAAGUUGGUUUUCAGGACUACUGUAACCAGUGCUGGAAAUGUGAUGCAAUGA
Messenger RNA from Caenorhabditis briggsae, 1245 nucleotides. The coding region runs from base 1 to 1245 and encodes 414 amino acids. Gene Ontology annotation, molecular function: protein binding. The record is from RefSeq and is a predicted model, not a curated record. The transcript has 3 exons. Lineage: Eukaryota; Metazoa; Nematoda; Chromadorea; Rhabditida; Rhabditidae.